This is a messenger RNA of Parasteatoda tepidariorum (common house spider), 1753 nucleotides long. Its product is annotated as sulfotransferase ssu-1. The record is from RefSeq and is a predicted model, not a curated record. Gene Ontology annotation, molecular function: sulfotransferase activity. NCBI's taxonomy places the organism in Eukaryota, Metazoa, Arthropoda, Arachnida, Araneae, Theridiidae.
UAAUAAAGAUCAACGUUCGACAAUGAAGGUCAUGUUUAUGUCUGUCUAUCUUUUUAUAGAUUACAAUAUUAAAAAUUCAAAUAUUCUUUUAAACCUCUUCAAAAAAAACUUAUUAUUUUCCUGGCUCUUGUGAAUCAAGUUGAACCUAAUUGCAUGUGAAGUUGUGGUCGCUAUUUUCGUAAAUUACGUGGGAACAACAACAAUGAUGGCUUCAACAGCAGAAAUCGUAUCGAAACGACCGUUUUUUGUGAAAAUGGAUGGUAUCAUAUAUCCUGGUGUCUUUUCACCCAAAUGCUUCCGUGAAGCUUUAGAUUACAAACCUCAAGCAGAGGACGUAUUUAUCGUGACUUAUCCAAAAUGUGGGACAACCUGGAUGCAAAAUGUAGCUCUUUACAUUUUUCGCAAAGGAAAAAAGCUCGAAGAUAUGUCUCAGUUUCUGAAGUAUUGCCCAAGUCUAGAUAUGUGUGGCAAGGAGGGCAUUGAAAAGAUGCCAAAACCUGGUGCGUUUAAAACUCAUCUUCCUUACACCCAUAUGCCAUAUUCCUCUGAGGCUAAAUACAUUUUUGUUGCCCGCAAUCCCAAAGACUGCGCCGUGUCUCUCUUUCAUCACACACGAAAUCAUUUUGGAUUUAGGUACUGGGAUGGCGAGUUUGAUGAAUUUUUCGAACUUUUUAUGGCUGGUCAAGUGGAGUACGGUGACUACUUUGAUCAUUUGCUGUCUUGGUACCCUCAUCGAAAUGACCCCAAUCUCUACCACACUACUUACGAAGAUAUGAAGAAAGAUAUAAAGAAAGUUAUUGUCGAUUUGGCUAAAUUCCUUGGUGACGAAUUCAUUGGCGCAAUCGAAAAAGACAAUUCAGUAUUCAAUAACAUCGUGCAUUUUAGCAGUUUCGAAUACAUGAAAAAAAAUUUUGAUGAAGUUUAUACCUUAAAACCAAAAGAGGGGAAGAUUCUUAUGGAACCGAAAACUUAUGAAGGUUUGCAGUAUAUUGAGCGAUCAAUCUCUGAAAUGGAUUUGCCAAAAGAGUUACCUAAAUGGAAUAGUGUCCGUAAAGGAAUCGUUGGAGAUUGGAAAAAUGCUUUGACUGAAGAACAAGUUGAAAGCUUGGACAGGAAGUUCAUGGAGAAGACUAAAGGAACAAGUAUUCCGAAUUGGUUUUCCAUUUCAUCAAACUGAGACUAUCUACAUAUGUAAAUGUUAUUAUCCCAAGUUAUUACCCCAAUAGUAAUGACCCCAAUCUCUACUACAUCACUUACAAAAAAAAAAAUUAAGAAAGAUAUAAAGAAAUUAAUUGUCGAUUCUCGGCGAUGGAAUCAUUGGCGCUAUUGAAAGAGACAAUUCAGAUUUCAAUAACAUGGUGAAUUUCAGUAAUUUUGAAUGCAUAAAAAAGAAUUUUGAUGAAGUUUAUAACUAAAAAUCAAAAGCAGGCGAGAUACUUACGAAACCGAAAACUUAUGAAGGUUUGCAGCAUAUUAGACAAUUAAUUUCUGAAAUGGAUUUGCUAUUAAUUUCUGAAUGAAAUUUAUUAGUAAAGAAAUCGUUGGAGAUUGGAAAAAAGCUUUGAUUAAAGAGCAGUUGAAAAACUGGACAGGAAACACAUAUUCCGAAUAGGUUUUCCAUUUCAUAAAAAUGGCGAUAACUACAUAUGUAAAUACUAUUACAAAUGUAAACGCUGUAAAAGUUAUUAGAGCAUAAAUUUUUAAAGGAAAAAACUUUUAUUUAAGUAUAAAGAUUAAAGAAUAUUAUACAUUU